Molecule: messenger RNA, 9093 nt
Organism: Ahaetulla prasina
Lineage: Eukaryota; Metazoa; Chordata; Lepidosauria; Squamata; Colubridae
Gene: MKNK2
Product: MAPK interacting serine/threonine kinase 2
Exons: 14
Coding region: 279-1670 (463 amino acids)
Biological process (GO): intracellular signal transduction; protein autophosphorylation; peptidyl-serine phosphorylation
Cellular component (GO): nucleus; cytoplasm
Molecular function (GO): ATP binding; calcium/calmodulin-dependent protein kinase activity; calmodulin binding
Source: RefSeq, a predicted model, not a curated record
CCCCUCCCUUCCCCGCCGCUGCCUAUAUAUAAGCUCGAGCUCGAGGCGCCCCCGCCGCGGAGCCUCCCUUCCCGUGUCUUCGAGCCGCCAGAGGCGGGCUGGGUGCCUUUCCAUCAGCAGUGGCGCCAGCGCUGCGGGGCCCGAGCUCGGGUCUUUUUCAACCAAUCCGGACUAGCUUCAUCCAAAUUUUUCACACUCUCUCCUCCCUUCCUUGUUUCUUUUACUAUUUUUCUCCCAUUCUGUUCUUUGGAAUAUUCCUGCAUUUUUAAGAUCUCAAGAUGGUGCAGAAAAAAACCGAGCUUAAAGGCUUCCAUCGUUCUUUUAAGGGCCAGAAUCCUUUCGACCUGGAAUUCUCUCAGAAUCUGGAGUCUGUCUUCAAUUUUGAAUGUUCCUCUCGGCCCGAUAUGCCUUCGAGUCAGCCCAUCGACAUCCCCAAUGCCAAGAAAAGAAACAAGAAGAAAAAACGCUGCAGAGCUACGGACAGUUUUUCAGGGAGGUUUGAAGAUGUUUACCAGCUCCAGGAAGAGGUCCUUGGAGAAGGAGCACAUGCAAAAGUCCAGGCCUGUGUUAACCUCAUUACUAACAAGGAGUACGCCGUGAAGAUAAUUGAGAAGCGUCUUGGACACAUCCGAAAUCGGGUAUUUCGAGAAGUGGAAAUGCUGUAUCAGUGCCAAGGACACAGGAACAUCCUGGAGCUGAUCGAGUUUUUUGAAGAAGAGGACCGGUUCUACCUCGUGUUUGAGAAGAUGAGAGGAGGCUCCAUCUUAACCCAUAUCCACCGUCGACGCCAUUUCAAUGAGCUAGAGGCCAGCAUGGUGGUGCACGACAUAGCCAGUGCCCUUAAUUUCUUGCACAAUAAAGGAAUAGCACAUAGAGAUUUAAAACCAGAAAAUAUUCUCUGUGAGAGUUCAAAUCAGGUGUCCCCGGUGAAAAUCUGUGAUUUCGAUUUAGGAAGUGGGAUCAAGCUGAAUGGUGAUUGUUCUCCCAUCUCCACCCCAGAGCUUCUGACUCCAUGCGGUUCAGCAGAAUAUAUGGCUCCAGAAGUGGUGGAGGCCUUCAGUGAAGAAGCAUCCAUUUACGACAAGCGCUGCGAUUUAUGGAGCUUGGGAGUCAUUCUGUACAUCAUGUUGAGCGGUUACCCCCCUUUUGUGGGUCACUGUGGGACCGACUGCGGCUGGGACCGCGGUGAAGCCUGCCCUGCUUGCCAGAAUAUGCUGUUUGAAAGCAUCCAGGAGGGGAAAUACGAAUUCCCAGACAAGGACUGGGCUCACAUCUCUUUCGAAGCUAAAGACCUCAUUUCAAAGCUUCUUGUAAGAGAUGCCAAAAAGCGUCUGAGUGCAGCCGAAGUCCUCAAGCAUCCUUGGGUACAAGGGUGUGCUCCUGAUAACACGCUCCCCACUCCAAUCAUCCUACAAAGGAACAGCAGUGCCAAAGAGUUGACAUCGUUUGCCGCCGAAGCCAUUGCGGUCAACCGUCAGUUAAUGCAGCACGAGGAGGAAGCUGCAGAGGAGACCCACCCCAUUAUCAUCAAAGCUACCUCAUGCUCUAUGCACCUCUCUCCUCCUUCCGAAUCCAAGCUGGCCAAACGGAGACAGAAGACAAGCAUGGCUAAAGCGAACCCAACCCAGCAUCUGGUGACCCCCUUGGUCAUGGUUGGGGAUCACAUGUGACUGCCUUCCCUUCUAUACGUCCAUUCUUCCAUUCUUUUCCCCCCCACCCCCACCAUCCCAUCCCUUUUGUGUCUCUUCUUCUUCGGACAAAAAAAAGUCUGCUUGAAUAGCUUAACAAAAGAUCAAGAUCAAGUUGGCUGGUUUCCAAGGAUUCUUUUCUGUCUUUGAUCUUGUUUUGUUUGGUUUCUUGUUCCGUUUUGUUUCUCUCUCUUUCUCGCUCUCUCUUUUGAAAAGCUAUUUAAAUUCUAUUCCUCCCUUCCCUUGUUUCCCCUCUUCCCAGUGCAUUUUGAUACACACAUAAUUUUUUCCUAAAAAGUUUAAAAAAAAAAUCCCUUCCUCCCCACUGAAGGAUAGCUUAUCUGGGGGGCUUCUCUUCUCUUCUUUUCUUCCCCCCCCCCUUUUCUCUCGGCUUCUUGUACUGUGAAAAGAGGGGAGGAAAAAAAAACCUUUCCCUUGUCUGUUCCACACAAAACUUUUAAACGUAGCAUUUUUAUGUUUGGAGAGUGUUUGCUUUUCUUUUCUUUCCUUUUUUUUUUACGUUUAUUUUAAUUUUGUUCUUGCUAUUAGUUUCUUUUUUUAAACAAACAAGGAAACAAAACUACUUGGAUUCUGUAUGGUUUGAGGGUGGGAGGGAUGAGGAUUUAUCUUGUCUUUUUUUUCCCCAAAAGCACUGGAGUGACUUAAGGUGGGGGAGGAGGGAAACAAUUACAGUCCAUCGAUUGUAUGAAUGUUCAUUGAUGGGGAAAAUUUAGGGAAAAUUGCAGAGUCUUCCCUAAGACUGUAGAUUCUAUAAGCUGAAAGUAGUUGUAUCUGGGAUAUAAACUGAAGGGGGAGUUGGGAAGAGGAAACCCAUAUAUAUAGGGAGAAAUUCCUUCUCCCCACCCCCUGGCACCAUUCACAGCACUUAUUUUGUAUUUUGUUAGUUGUUUUUUCUCAAGGGGCCAAGCUGUGGAUAACACAAGAACCCUAAUUUGUUUCAAUCCAGAUAUGUCCUAGUAACAUGGGAGGGGUCCAAUAUUUUUUUUUUUAGAGCAGAAGGGAUGCACGUUUUAGGAUCUACCAUAGUGGAAUCUAAACCCUUAUGGGUUUUUCUCCCAUUUGAUACGGAGAGAUAAAAGAAAGGUGAAAAAAGUUCUAGUAGAAAGGAAAGAUUUUACUACCUUCCAUAGAGUGAGCCAUAGUUUCUCAACCUUGGCAACUUGAAGACGGGUGGACUUCAACGUCCAGAAUUCCCCAGCCAAUAUGGCUGGCUGGGGAAUUCUGGGAGUUGAAGUCCACACGUCUUCAAACUGUCAAGGUUGGGAAACAUUGAAGUAUAAGCUAUUGGGGUGGGGGGACGGGAACGAGUGAGGCUUAAUCUGAAGAGAAGGUAGUCAACAUUAAUUAAACCAUCCUCUGCAGGGCUGUAAUAAUCUUUGCAAAAAUAUUCAUAGAGAUACGUAUAAUUGCUUCAGAGUUUGCAAAUGUAGGAUGCCCUCGUAGAUUAAAUUCUUAUCAUGGCAGAAUAGUUUAUGGCAAUCCUUUACAACUUUUACUGAUUUCUUUAAUUUUUUAAAACCAAGGUGAUGCGCUGUUUGAUCGCCCCAUCCCAAAGGCAGACUAUGGCUUGAGGGAAUUAUUUCAAAAUGUUUCCCAGUCUUUGGAGCCUUUAAGCUUUGGUUCUACUCUGAACCAAUAUAGAUAGAAUUCCUCAGGGAUGGUUGCUUCCUACGGGGACUAAUUAAUUUGGGAAACCUCUUGCCUCCCGUUCUCACGACGACAGAACGACAGUUCUUAUAAUUGUGGGUUUUGUGUGAGAAAACAACACCGAAUCUAGUUUAAAGCUAGAACUGUAAGCUUGGGAGCAGGGGCAGAACUAUAAAUCAAACUCAGGAUGGUGCAUUCAGAUGUGCUAAAAUGGUCACAUACCUGUUUCUUUGGAAGGAAGGAAGAGAAACCUUUGGAUGCGUGUGGUGUCUCAUGCAGAGAAGGAAUUGGAAGAUUGAGUAAUUUUUAAAAAACAAAACAAAACAGUUUUAACGCGUGAAAUUGAAGCAGUGAGCAAGUAGCAUAUUGGGGUGAAAGCCUGGUAGAAGAUUCUCCAAGAGGGAUGUGAAGAGAGACAAAAAUAGUAUUUGGUUAGUGGUCCUCUUUGGCGUCCACCUCUUCUCAUCACCCUUUCUGGCCAGAACAUAAGCAUCAAAAUGAGGAUUGCCAGACAACUGCCAGUAGUUUGUGCUGUUGCUGUUUGGCCCUCAUCAUUUUCUCCAUUCUUCCAUUGUAUUCCAGUGUUUAGCAUCUAAGCAUCCUGGGAAUUGCCUGCAUUGUGAGGCCACAAGACUCACAAAAAAUCUCGGAAAUUAAAUGGCAGAUCCAAACUAUUGGAUGAGGGAUGUUGCUCAGCUGCUGCCUGUUGAUGCUUCGUCUAGAGGAGGUCAGGGGGCCAACCUGAAAGCAUUUCUGUAGGGUCUCCUUCAAUCCCGAUACUAAUCUUUGAUAUGAGACUGUCCUCAGUGUGUGCCCAGCCCAUGGUUGGGUGUCAGUAUCCUGUUCUUCUUGGAUCAGUGAUGGUGGAUGAGAGGUGCCUCCAAAGCAAGGGUGGCAUUCACUUACCUUAGCUACUGGUUCGCAAAUGGGAGGGCACUUUUGCUUUGCUUGCACACGCCACCUCCGCACAUGCACCAAGAGCAUAAAAAAUGGGACGUGAUGACAUCCAGGCAGAUGGGCGGAGUCUUCCGCAGCCGGCCCUACCAGUUUGCCCGAAACGGAUAGAAUCGGCUGAACAGCACCACUGCUCCAGGGGCAUUCUUUUAUGUUAAUAGGCCAAGAGCUGAAGGGGGGAAAAAUGCAUACCAUCUGCCUCUUAAAAUCUUGGCAACUUUAAGACCCUAUGGGCUCCCAGAAUUCCCCAGAUAGCAUGUCUAGCUGGGGAAUUCUGGGAGUUGAAGUCGACAAAUCUUAAAAGUUGCUCAGAGUUAGACACCCCUGUCUUAAAAGGCUGGAAUAUAAUGAAACAUGACGCUGCUUUCCAGGUGUACCUGGAAAUUUAGACUAUUGGCUGUUGGUGUCCACUGGGCGAGAAUCGAUCCCUUCCCCCCCCCACUUGCUCUGAGACAAAUGUAGCUCCAAGUGGGCUCUCAAAAAUUUCUCGAAAAGACUGCGCACACAUCCAGGCAGCGAAAAUAUUUGUACAUAAAUCAGUAUUGCAUCAUGAUGUGGAUUGGAAAAUAUUCUUGAAUGUGUGUUUGUGUGUGUGGUGCCUUGAUAACGGUGGCAGUUGUGACUAGGCUGUGGGUGGGCAGAUACUUUUUGCCAUGCUCAAAUCUAGUACUGUGGUAUUUCUGCCUACCUUCCUUUAUGCAUAAGCUACACAGGGCAAGCUGCAGCCCUAUGGAUUUUAACUUGGGAGCUACCCCGACUGAAUUCUGUUGGAUUUGCUAAUCCAAGUAUGUGUAGGGCUGGUUGAUGGCUGAAGGGCUGCCCUUUCUAAGUGUAAAAGUAUGGAUGGGAAAGCCUUCAGAGCUGGAGUCUCCAACCUUGACAAUUUUAAGACUUGUGGACUUCAAGUCUUUGCUGGCUGAGGAAUUCUGAGAGUUGAAGUCCUCAAGUCAAAAGUUGCCAAGGUUGGAGAACCCUGCUUCAGAGAAUCCAAGGGGAGGAUCAACCAAUUAGUUUCACUUUGGAGGUGAAAGUUGUUGUUGAAAUCUAGCUAGGGAAGUGGUUUUGAAACUUAGCGUGGUUUGCUGUGCAUGGCAAGGGAGAAUUUUGCUUAUUAUCUUAAGGUCAGUUUGGCCUAUUUGAUCUCCUUUCUAAGCCUUGGGAUUGAUUUUUUUUUUAUCCAGUGAUAAUAAGGUGGAUCCUCUCCAGGACUUUGGUAGAAUUGGUUGAACAGCCAUGUGUUAUCAACUCAAUCUUGAGUGGUUGCGGCAAAACAUCUGCUGGUGACUUCAGCUGCUAUCCAGAUGUGCACGUAUGUGGGCGUAUGUGGUCUAAGAAAGAUGCUUGUCUCUGAAUAAAGACUUUUUAAGUAACAAUACUAUGCAAAGAAGUUUGAAUCAUUUUGCUGAGAGAGUAAUCUUUUUUUCAGAUGCAGGAUAAUUGAUUUUUUAUUUUUGGGGGGAUAAGUGUUGAGGCUUGUAAAAUAACUCGUCAUCUCCUUUCUUUUCUACUUUUUGAUAUUUUUCUCUUGCUUUCUUGACAGAAGGUAAAGCAGAUGGGAUGUCUCUUUUAGUAUGGUUUGCUUGUUGUGACCUUGGCGGUCUUUUCCAACAGAUGUGCUUUCAUUAAGGAAUGGGGUAGGAAGACGGUAGUGUCUGAAAUAAUGAGGUGCAAGAAUACACUGGUUAGCUGAGCAGGCUACAUAAUUGGAGAAAUUAUUUUUAAAUCAAAGAGCUUUUUAUCAUACAUUUAAAACAAAAUUCUACAUAGAAUUUUGGAUUUUGUCUCCAGUGAUCUUAAUCUUGUGGCCAGAAAUUACUUGAACAAACAGUGAUGGGUUCAAAGCCCUUUUUGCUCAAGAAAGCUGCAGUAUAUGGCUUCUAAAUUGCCUGAUAUUUAAUCCUGACAGGAUUAGAAGCAGCUUCCAGUGUGGAUGUUCUCAUUCAGAUGGUUUUAAGCUGUGUGGUGGGAUAUAAUUUGCUUCGUUCUUGCUUUUCUGUUGUUGUUGUUGUUGUUGUUUAUGCUGUGUCCUUCAAAAAGAAAGAUAGCUUUAAGAACAGUUUAUCAAAAGUUAGGAAUAUAUUUAUACACUGAUUUCGCUUUCCCUCUAGAGCAUCCAUUCCCCAGAAGUGACAUGGUACCUUGUACUUAGUUGAGCAUUUUAGCUUGGUCUGCAACAACUCUAUAUAUCUUUCGAUCAUAGGGACAGUGUGUGUGGCAGGUUCAUCUGAAAAAACAAUUGUCUAAAAUGUCCUCCUCCCCAACCAUUUGGGAUACUAGUUUGGGAGAAGGAAAACUUGCCUUCUACUUCCAUCUGUUUCAUUCUUAAAGGGCCAAAACGGGGCCCCUGUGAUGCUUAUGGUAUGCUUAUAGGUUGGGAACAAUGGACAGUGACUUUCAAACCAGCAUUCUUAGUUGAAACGUGUAAUCUUUUUAAAACAAGGAUACUUCUCAGGAUUAUUAUAUCAACACGUGAAGGAUUGCUCAUAUUCCUUUUUUUUUUUUUUUUUUUUGACUCAUUCGUGCCUGAUAUUUAAGAAACAAAACAUCCUAGAUCAUUUAUGAAGUGUUUGGAAUUGUGUGACAGACUUGUGCACAGUUACAAAAUAAAAUCAUGUAGAUCACCAAAUAAUAAUAGCUUUUGUAUCCCCUCUCCUGUGUGUGGGUCAUCUUAACAUACAUACAUACAUAAAACCCUUCUCUGCAGAGUUGCACAUUUUUUAGUACGUGCAAGAGCAGUGGGUCAGAAUUGUGACCCCGGGAAAGUGUGCUUUUUAAUUGGUGAGGUUUUUAAAGCAAAUAAAUUGUCUUUGGCGGGUGGGUGGGUAGGUGAAGUAAUCUCAUAUAAAAACAUUGCUAAGAUCAUAUUUACUCUGGGAUUGUGCAUCUGAUCUGAAUAAUCUUGAGUGAAAGGAGUCAAAUGUAUCCAAAAGUGAAGUCUCUCCUAUCUUAUCUGUUAUGAAAGGAUGAUGUUUCUAUGCCCAUUGAAAUGGGUGGUUGUGGUUUGUUGGCACUGGGGUGGGGUUUUUUUUGUCCUUCUUUUUAAGGCUUCUGUCAAAAUAACAUAACUUGCCUUAAACUUGUUUCCUUUGCAAUGUGGAAUUCCAUCUUGGUUUGGGCUUGAUUUUUGUAAGAUGAAGGUGCAUCGACUCUUCAGGUUUUGAAUGAAAUAUGUUAAGUGCAUCCAAAUUCCAUCCUGGAGGGAGAUAACUGUAAACCAGGGGGUGGCUUUUCUGCACUUGAUGAAAUAGCCCCUGCUGAAAUUUCACCAAUAGGUGAUUGGAUUGGGAAAGACUAGGAAUUCAGCAUUUGAAGUGCAUUCGUUCCCAAAUCUAGUGGGAAAGAAGCAGCUAAACUAGAAAUGGUUGUUUUCAGUGUUGGGUUUUCUCUGAUGACUUCAAGAUGGAGAUGGUGGAAGAAAAUAGAACCCACUUUAAUACAGAGGCACUUAGCACCAUAGAAAACAAGGUGACUUGAGCCUCAAGUAAUCUGUCUUUUUCCAUGGGGUUUGAAAACAGAAUUAUCAUUUGUAGUAUUUACGCCUUUGGCAAUAUAUAUAUAUCUUUGAUUCCGUUUCCUGUUCCUAAUUUCAACUGGACACAGAUGAAACUUUUUCCCUGUGAGCAGUUUUUGAGGCUUGCAUUGUCUUAUUUCCACACCUCACCCAGAGGGAUUUGAUUUGUGGUAGUUUGGAUUCUGAAACCUGUAAUCUCCUCAUAUCUGGAGGCUACAAGGUUAGAAAAAAGCAGUCUAGACUUCUUUUCCCCCUUGAUUUUCCUUCCUCUCCUUCCCUGUAUUCCUUUUUUGUGUGUGUGAGACCAAAAUUGAUGGUGCUUAGAUUUCUUGCUUCUUAAAUCAGUUGGAAUUAGAGGGAUGGAAGAGAUGAGAGUGCUUGGAGGUAUUUAGACUACUCAAGAUCCUUUGGAUUAACCCCCAGGAAUUCUGUGAAAUGGGCAUAUAGCUUCUCUCCACUGGAGAGCCUUAAAAUCCUGUCCUGUCCUGCGCAGUUCCCUAGAUUUGGAAGCCCAAAGAGUUAAACUAUGUUUAAAGUCACUAGUUCUUCUGAAGAAAUGGACUUGUGCCUCUGGACAGACAUAGGAAUGCCUCCAACAUAUGCUCCCUUGACAUCUCAACCAUCUAUUUUUCCUCUCAAGAUUGCUUUCCAUAUAUUUAUAGUUUGCAUUGUGUUACUUUUCAAUUAGUUGUGCACAGAUUAUUCUGUUCUUGCCAAAAUUCUUACUUUCAAACUUUUGUAUCCCACACCCCCAGUAUUUUUCUUUGUAAAAAUGUUUAUUGGAAAGCAUCUUGUUUUGUACCUCCACGAGUUUUAAUUAGCUGCAUAUAUGAGGACAGGAGAAAUGUCUUGAUGCAUCUUUGACUUAAUGCCCUCCUCUCCUCAAUUUAAGUCUAUUUAGAACUGGUUAUUUAGCAUUUUACUGUGAAGUUGGUUUCUUUUUUUUUUCUUUUAUGAGAAAAAUCAGUUCAGGAAAAAAUAUUUUCCUCUGAUUACCAUAAAAGACUGCCAAAGGUUUUGUUUUCUGACAUAAAGUCACCUUAAUGCACCACUGGGGACUAUAGAUGCAAGGGUCCUUCAGCAAGGGACUGGUUUGAAAAUGACAAAUUAAAAAAAAAAACUUUUAAAAUCUUAAAAAAAAAACAAAGCACUUUAUUAUGUACCAGGUGAACUGAUUCAGCUUGAUGGAACUUUUUCCUUUGUAACACCUUGUUGAUGCCAGAAUUUUUUGUAUUCUGUUUUGUAAGAAUUUAAUAAAUGCAUUGAAACAUG